AUGGCCGACGACGUGGAGGCGGCGGCACGCAGCGGAGACGAAAAGCUGCCGCUGUACGCCGCCAUGCUGUUCUUCAACGCGAUCAAAGGCAGCGGGGAGCUCACGGUCAGGCUGCUAGCCCGCGACGACUUCGGCUCCGUCGCGGCCGCCCUGCUGACGCUGGUGUCGCGGGACUCGGAGUUCGCGCUCUUCGGCGCGGAGGAGCUGUGCUCGGCCGACCUCGCGCGCGUGUACACGGCGGUGCCGGCCGAGCACCGCCCGCUGCUGCUGGACAUUGCGCUGAGCGCCUGCGAGCGCGACCGACUGGCGCUGCCGCUCGAGGCGGCGCUCUUCGUGAAGGAGCGGUUCCGUGCGCUGGCGGAGCCGCUGCUGACCGCCGCGGUGGCGCUGCUUGAGGCGGUGGUGCGCCUGCUGCGCGCCGUGCACGAGCUCGGCAGCGCUGACGGCACUGCCUUCAGCACGCUCGCCAAGCUGGCCGAGCUCGAGGAGGCGGGCGACGACGCCGUCAGCGCCGAGCCGACGUUCGGCCUGAAGGCGCAGCUGGUGCGACUGCUCGGCAAUCUGGUGUGGCGGCGGCCGGACGCGCAGCACGCCGCGCGCCGGCUUGGCGCCGUGCCCGUCGUGCUCGAGUGCUGCAACCUGGACGCGCGCAACCCGCUGCUGCAGCAGUGGGCGGUGGUGGCCGUGCGGCACCUGUGCGAGGCGUGCCUGGAGAAUCAGGCGGCGAUCCGGGAGCUGGAGCUUCAGGGCCUGGCGCCGGAGGCGGCCGAGGAGCUCCGCCAGAUGGGCGUCACCACCGUCCGCGAGGCCGGCAGGAUCCGUAUGCGGCCGGCGCAGCGGUGAUCAAGGCCCUGAGUGGGGACGAUGGCCCCGGCUGGCGACGGCACCGGUGGGGCGCAGCACAGGGUGCGUCUGUCGACAGCCUGGGGCGCGGACGGUCCGCAGUGGCUAAAACAUGCCGAGUGACGAUCUGUGAGGUGAUUUUGCAUACAUUUGCGAAACUUG
Messenger RNA from Pollicipes pollicipes, 1005 nucleotides. RefSeq lists its product as uncharacterized. The record is from RefSeq and is a predicted model, not a curated record. The transcript has 3 exons. NCBI's taxonomy places the organism in Eukaryota, Metazoa, Arthropoda, Thecostraca, Pollicipedomorpha, Pollicipedidae. Bases 1 to 843 code for a protein of 280 amino acids. Gene Ontology annotation, cellular component: cytosol. Gene Ontology annotation, biological process: neuron projection development.